Leptidea sinapis is the source of this 2570-nucleotide messenger RNA. RefSeq names its product putative pre-mRNA-splicing factor ATP-dependent RNA helicase PRP1 (gene Dhx15). Gene Ontology annotation, molecular function: RNA binding; ATP binding; RNA helicase activity. The record is from RefSeq and is a predicted model, not a curated record. The transcript has 10 exons. Bases 120 to 2333 code for a protein of 737 amino acids. Gene Ontology annotation, cellular component: intracellular anatomical structure; spliceosomal complex. NCBI's taxonomy places the organism in Eukaryota, Metazoa, Arthropoda, Insecta, Lepidoptera, Pieridae.
AAUAAUUAAAAAAAAAGUCGUAUUCGUUGUCGCCAUUUUGAACAAUUUUUCUGUAAUUUAAAAAUUGUACAUAAAUUCCAGGGAUAAAUCGUGUCUCAUUUAUUUAUGUGUUAAAAAAUAUGUCUAAGCGCAGGAUAGAAGUAAUGGAUCCCUUUAUCAAGAAAAAAAGGGAAGAGAAAGCAGCAGCCGCAGCUAAAUCUGGUGGCAGUGGAGAGUCAUCAUCAGAUUCAGCAGUGGCUACACUUGGCACAGCCUUAGCGCCAACAUCUACUAGCACCCCCGGCAUCAACCCCUACACAGGUCUACCACAUUCAACUCGCUAUCACGAAUUACUUCGGCGGCGUCUCGGCCUUCCCGUUUGGGAAUACAAAAAUGACUUCAUGAGACUCCUCAACACCCAUCAGUGUGUUGUACUUGUUGGUGAAACUGGAUCGGGGAAGACAACGCAGAUCCCUCAAUGGUCUGUGGAAUUUGCAGCAGUCACUGCUGGCAAGUCCAAAGGAGUUGCUUGUACACAGCCGAGAAGAGUAGCAGCCAUGUCGGUGGCUCAAAGAGUUGCUGAAGAAAUGGAUGUAGCUUUAGGGCAGCAAGUUGGUUACAGUAUUCGUUUUGAAGAUUGCUCAGGACCGCAGACAGUGCUUAAAUACAUGACUGAUGGUAUGUUGCUUCGUGAAGCAAUGUCUGACCCAAUGCUCGAACAGUACAGAGUGAUUUUACUUGACGAGGCCCAUGAAAGGACACUAGCUACAGAUAUACUGAUGGGUGUUUUAAAAGAAGUUAUUAAACAAAGGCCAGAUUUGAAGCUAGUUAUUAUGUCAGCCACUUUGGAUGCUGGCAAAUUUCAGCAGUACUUUGACAAUGCGCCACUUAUGAAUGUACCUGGUAGAACCCAUCCUGUAGAGAUCUUCUACACUCCUCAACCAGAAAGAGACUAUUUGGAAGCAGCAAUUCGAACAGUAGUGCAAAUUCACUUAUGUGAAGAGAUAGCAGGAGACAUACUUCUUUUCUUAACGGGCCAAGAGGAGAUAGAAGAUGCCUGUAAGCGAAUAAAGCGUGAAAUAGAUAAUUUGGGUCCUGAUGCUGGAGAGUUAAAAUGCAUACCAUUAUAUUCUACAUUGCCACCGAAUUUGCAGCAAAGAAUUUUCGAGCCAGCCCCCCCAAACCGUGCCAAUGGUGCCAUAGGACGAAAGGUUGUAGUGUCUACAAAUAUAGCGGAAACGUCAUUGACUAUAGAUGGUGUAGUGUUUGUAAUUGAUCCUGGUUUUGCCAAACAAAAAGUAUACAAUCCUCGGAUAAGAGUAGAAUCUUUGCUGGUAUCACCUAUCAGUAAGGCAUCUGCUCAGCAAAGAGCAGGACGCGCCGGCAGAACCAAACCUGGGAAAUGCUUCAGGCUCUACACAGAGAAAGCAUACAAGAAUGAGAUGCAGGAGAACACUUAUCCGGAGAUUUUGAGAUCAAACUUAGGAUCUGUAGUUUUGCAGUUGAAAAAGCUGGGCAUUGAUGACUUGGUGCAUUUCGACUUCAUGGACCCGCCGGCGCCCGAGACUCUCAUGCGGGCCUUGGAGCUUCUGAACUAUCUGGCCGCUCUCGAUGACGAUGGAAACCUGACGGACCUGGGCGCUGUGAUGGCCGAGUUCCCAUUGGACCCCCAGCUCGCCAAGAUGCUGAUAGCCAGCUGCAACCACAACUGCUCCAACGAGAUCCUGUCCAUUACCGCCAUGCUUUCCGUGCCACAAUGCUUCGUGCGACCGAACGAGGCGCGCAAAGCCGCGGACGAAGCCAAGAUGCGGUUUGCGCACAUCGACGGAGACCACCUCACGCUGCUCAAUGUCUACCACGCCUUCAAACAGAAUAUGGAAGAUCCUCACUGGUGUUACGACAACUUCAUAAACUACCGUUCUCUCAAGUCCGGAGACAAUGUCAGACAACAGCUCAGCCGGAUCAUGGACAGGUUCAGUCUCAAACGGACAAGUACAGAGUUUACAAGUAAGGACUACUAUAUUAACAUCAGGAAAGCUCUCGUCAAUGGUUUCUUCAUGCAGGUAGCACACUUGGAGAGAACGGGCCACUACCUCACGGUGAAAGACAACCAGAUAGUGCAGCUCCAUCCGUCCACAUGUCUGGACCACAAGCCGGACUGGGUGCUGUACAAUGAGUUCGUGCUCACCACUAAGAAUUACAUUCGUACUGUGACUGAUAUCAAACCUGAAUGGUUACUGAAGAUAGCACCACAGUACUACGAGCUGAACAACUUCCCUCAGUGUGAGGCUCGGAGACAACUUGAGCUGCUGCAAGCCAGGCUAGAAUCCAAGUCAUACCAGGAAGGUUUCUAAAGUGAUGGUUACAAACUGAUAGUGACUGUGAUGUGAACGAGUGAAUUAGUGACAUAUAUGUUAUCCGGUGAAGCAGAGAGAUACCACACUCUAAAUAUUGUAUGUGUGUUUUGAUUACCUUGAGAACCACUGUUUCAAACCUGUAUUUUAAUGCACUAUGUUAAAUAGAAAUAUUUUUUGUUUUAAGAUAAGGAACAGUUAAGGAUUAAAUAUGAAUAAUGCUUGGAAAUAUUAUAA